Molecule: messenger RNA, 540 nt
Organism: Procambarus clarkii (red swamp crayfish)
Lineage: Eukaryota; Metazoa; Arthropoda; Malacostraca; Decapoda; Cambaridae
Source: RefSeq, a predicted model, not a curated record
AUGCUGAGCAUCCUCUCGCAGUUGUACCAUCCACCAUAUGCAAAGCCGAGUGUUCCAGGCGAGGAUGUUCCAGCCGCUGAUGUUCCAACUGCUGGUGUUCCGACUGAGGAGGUUCCAGCCGAUGAUCCAGCAGCUGAUGUUCCAGCUGCCGAUGAUCCAGCAGCUUAUGUUCCAGCUGAAGUUGUUCCAGCUGAUGAUGUUCCAGCCACUGAUGUUCCAGCUACUGAUGGUUUGGCUGAUGCGGUUCCAGCCGAUGCUCCAGCAGCUGAUGUUCCAGCUGGCGGAGUUCCAGCAGAGGAUGUUCCAGCCACUGAUGUUCCAGCUGAGGGGGUUCCAGCCGAUGAUCCAGCAGCUGAUGUUCCAGCUGGCAGUGUUCCAGUUGAUAAUGUUCCAGCAGCUGAUGCUCCAGCUGAGGAUGUUCCAACUGAUGCUGUUCCAGCUGCUGACAUUCCUGCUGCUGAUGAUCCAGCCGCGUUGCUCCAGCUGCCGAGGUUCCAGCCGAUGAUCCAACAGCUAAUGUCCCAGCUGGCGGUGUUAUAG